CUCAGAAGCCGCGAACCUUUGCAAGGACAGGUCGUAAGCACGGUUUCCGCAACCGACUGCGUUCUUCGGCGCCGCUUCCUCCCGCCGCGAGGAUGCCGUAGCUUCCGCUUCCGCUUCGGAGCGUCCUGGAGUCCAAGUGCUACAGCCACAGCCUGUAGGUCCUGAAGAAUGAAGAUUUGAAAGCGAGGCCAUGGCUAAACACCUGAAGUUCAUUGCCAGGACUGUGAUGGUUCAGGAGGGGAAUGUGGAAGGUGCAUACAGGACCCUGAACAGAAUCCUCACUACCGAUGGGCUUACUGAGGUCAUAAAGCAGCGGCGUUUCUAUGAGAAGCCCUGCCGCCGCCGCCAGCGGGAGAGCUAUGAAACAUGCCGGAGGAUCUACAACAUGGAAAUGGCUCGAAAGAUUAACUUCUUGAUGCGGAAGAACCGGGCAGACCCAUGGCUGGGCUGCUAAGCCCACGUUAGUUCUGUGUCUGACUGUUCUUACACAACCACAAUCUCUGUUACCUUUCUCUACAAUAAACUCAAUCACAGGUGAACAAGAAGGCGAACAUAUAGAAGCUAUCUCACUAGUCCACAAUGGACCCUUUUAUUGAAAGGAAAAAAAGCUAAUAAAAAAAUGGAAUAGG
Molecule: messenger RNA, 629 nt
Organism: Microtus oregoni (creeping vole)
Lineage: Eukaryota; Metazoa; Chordata; Mammalia; Rodentia; Cricetidae
Product: 28S ribosomal protein S21, mitochondrial
Exons: 3
Coding region: 191-454 (87 amino acids)
Biological process (GO): translation
Cellular component (GO): ribosome
Molecular function (GO): structural constituent of ribosome
Source: RefSeq, a predicted model, not a curated record